Penicilliopsis zonata CBS 506.65 is the source of this 540-nucleotide messenger RNA. RefSeq lists its product as hypothetical. Bases 34 to 288 code for a protein of 84 amino acids. The transcript has a single exon. The record is from RefSeq and is a predicted model, not a curated record. Lineage: Eukaryota; Fungi; Ascomycota; Eurotiomycetes; Eurotiales; Aspergillaceae.
UUACGUACGUGUUGCUUCGGGGCCUGAGGCUCGAUGACUCCGCUUGUCCACCAAAGGCAUGAUGAUGGAUACGAUGAAAAGUCUGAUAUCUCGAGAUUGCUUCUUGGUCAGGAAGCUCUUCUCCGAUGUAUUAUGACAUUUUUUUUUCUGUGCCUAGAUCCUCUGGUAUCUUUGUCCGGCCGAGCGGCGUAUCGUGACGCUAAGGAUCGACUUGACGGAUCUGCAGGUUUCGCUCCGAUUCUUUCACAAGGUCCGUCCUAUAAUUAUACCAGCCAAAAAAAACGGUAGAUGCACAAAGCCUGGAGAUUUGCCCCCCUUCUUCCUCCGUAAUUGCCCCUCACAGACAUCUGUCAGACCAAACGAACUCUGUCGUAGAGUGGGGACAGAACGAAAAAGUUCGUACUCGUAGCUACUAAUUAGUUAGUAACUAAUUUGUAAGUAUCCUAGUCGUUAGUACUACGGACUUUGGGGUCCAUAGCGUUGGAAGGCAGUGUUUUUCCCGCCCCAGGCUACAUCGAACCCGAUUCGUCUCGGGGAAGU